Molecule: messenger RNA, 3064 nt
Organism: Triplophysa rosa
Lineage: Eukaryota; Metazoa; Chordata; Actinopteri; Cypriniformes; Nemacheilidae
Gene: zglp1
Product: zinc finger GATA like protein 1
Exons: 5
Coding region: 470-1708 (412 amino acids)
Biological process (GO): oocyte development; regulation of transcription by RNA polymerase II; spermatogenesis
Cellular component (GO): nucleus
Molecular function (GO): zinc ion binding; sequence-specific DNA binding
Source: RefSeq, a predicted model, not a curated record
CUCCUCUAGACGUUCAUAUAAACUUUACAUAUUAUAACAAAAGAAUCACACCAAUUGAGUUGUUUAUACAUCAGGUGUUUUUUGCCUGGCAAAGGCAUCUUUAAAAACAAAUAACACCCUUCCACUCGUGAGAGUAACAGCACGCUGAAGCGAAGCAUUGGAGCCUGUAGUGUGUGUUCAGGUGAGACUCGCGACACCUGCGUGUGACGUCACGUGACCUUCAGUGUCCCGAGCCGACAAAAAUUGCCUGAAGUUUGUUUAUAAAACUUCUGUGAAAGUUUAUCGCGUCUCAUUGUGUUGUGGUGAGUUUAUAUUCACGUGUUUAUAAUCACGCGUGUAGUUUGAUCACUGUGAGUGUGUGUGUGUGAGAGAGAGUGCGCGCGCGUGCAGGAGGCGGGCGGGAAGUUCCAGUGAUACAUUGUAGCGACAGUGAGUGAGAGGACAUUCUUUCAUCGGUUACACUUGAAACAUGAGCUCUAAUGCACAGGACCUUACAGAAGACGUACAGCAUCAGCAGGUCACGUCCACAAUCCUCUACCUGCUUCUGGAGGCCACCAAACUCACUCCACCUGCAGGUGACGAGAGCUCAUCGGCACUCAGAGAGACAUCCUGCAACAGCCAUGUCCAUGAAGACUCUUCAUCAGACUUCACAGGCUCUUUCUCGCUCGUGCGUGAGUCUGAUAGCAGCAGUGCAUGGGAGGUGAUGCGUCUGAUAAAUCAGCAGUGUGAGUGGUUACUGCGUUCUGGAGAUGAAGAGCGGACUCAAGCCGACUCCGCAGAGACUCCGUUAAACCCGUGCGGUGACCCCAGCGCCGUCCCGCCCCGUGCCCAGAGUCCCUCACCUGCGGCCAUCUACAGCGCUCAGCCCACAGACCACCUCACACACGUGAGUGAUGAAGAAGAAAUGGAAGAACCCGACGGCCUCGCUGAGCUUAUCAUGAACAACACAGAGGAGAACAUCUGUCUGAGUGAAAACGCAUCCACGCUGCAUGACGUGUCCAGAGACGAGUCGCAUGACUGUGAUUCUGUUGCCCUGUCCACCGGCUCCGAGCGCACAGACCCGGAGAUCUGCCCCGUGGAUUUCACCUCCUGUCUGGUGUCUGAGCGAGACGGUGAUGACCUGUGGCUUCCUAUCGAUGCUUAUGAGAGUACGCAGGCUCACGGGGAACCAGCUGACAUCAAUAAUAAUCGUGUGGAGAGCCUGCACAAAGACAUCCAGGAGUCAGGCAGGCGGACGCAGAGGAAGCAGCCUCAUCCCGCCCGGAGCCCCGAUCCUCAGGACCCUGAUGUGCAGGGGGUCACGUUCAGCAUGCACCCAGAGGUGGACACCAGCACGGACCAGUGCAAGCUGGUUAUCACCUCCAACUACAGUGAGGAGAUGAGACGCGUGAGAAGACCCAGGAGCGGCCGCUGUAGAGCUGUCCAAACCUCACAGAGGAGCAGCAGCUCAGAGGAGGAGAGCGACUCCUGCGGCGCGUCCCGAGGUAAAAUCUGUGCGUCCUGUCUCACGAGAAAAACUCCGCUCUGGAGAGACGCUGAAGACGGGACUCCUCUCUGUAACGCCUGCGGGAUCAGGUAUAAGAAGUAUGGUGUGCGAUGUCACCACUGCUGGAGUAUUCCAAAGAAGGACGCGAAGAGCAACUCAAAGUGUUUGAAAUGUGGUGAUGUUCUCCGGCUGAACUCACAGCAGAAAUGCGGCGGCUGGUAGGACAUGUGCUCUCACAAUCACCCCACUGUUCUCAGGUCAGUAGUUUUGGUCAUCUCCGCUGAUGGACGGUUAGUACAGUGAUGUGUCAGAAUCUGAAACUGACAUCACACACAAAUUUGUGAAAUUCUCAGGAUGUAUUGUUAAUUUGCUUUUUGACUGAAUGUAACUGUUUGUGAAUUUGUCCUUUACAUGACCCAUGGUUGUUUAUUUCAUUUGAAGGGUUAUUUAUGUAGAUUUAUUUCUACACUCAUAUAAAUAUGUUUUUUUCUGGCUGUCUUACAUCUGAGUGUUUUGUGCUCAAAUGAAAUCUUCUGUUGUUGUUGUUGUAGAAUGUUGUUUACAGCCCUGAUAUCAAAUGCUUUGAAAUGUAGUUUGGUUGGUGUCUUGAUCUCAAUCGAUAUCAGCUUUUCCAGAAACAUUAUUAAAGUGAUGCUUCAGCCCUAAUGUGAAAUUCAUUGGAUGCUGUGAUGCACAGAGAAAAACAAAACGUUCAGCGGUGCUUAGUGAAACAAUAGAUGAAUAAAUUACAAGUUUAAUGAUGUAUGUUUAAAACAGAGAGAGUUUUGAAUAUGUGACAAAUAUUUCAUAAAGAUUGAGGUGGGUAGAUACUGAUCUGAUCUGAGUUUGUCCAGCCUUUUAUUAUUUCACAGACAGGAUGCACACGGCCUUCAGAUGCCAUCAUGACAUGAUUGUUCUCCUGGAAAUGAAAAAGUUUUUGACGGCUGUGAGAAGAUGAAACUUCAUGAGGAGUGUUUACACUCAGGAGUGAUGAGAGUGUGUAGAGGAGUGCAGGGUGUGUGUGUGCGUGUGUGCGUGAUGUGCGUGCGUGUGUGCGUGUGUGUGUGUGUGUGCGUGCAUGCGUGAUGUGCGUGCGUGUGUGCGUGUGUGUGUGUGCGUGCGUGCGUAAGGAGUGUGUUCUAUUGAAGCACAACUAAAGCUUAUUUGACAAAACAAAGUCUGAAGUUUCACAAAACGUGUCAUGAAGUUUCCCUGUCAAAUCAGAGUUUGAUCUUGAGGUCACAUGAUCCCGAGCUCGUGUGUGUGUCGUCUAGUGACCCUAUAAAAAGAUAAAGAUAUGACCCAAAUCACACGGACUAAUGUUAGUGCUCUGUGUAAUUCUUCUGAAGCUGUAUAAUCUGGGUUAAAUGCAGGCUGUAAAGGCAAUCGAGGAUUUGGCUCUUGGCCUCUUCUCAUCGGACCCUCUCUCUCAAUCAGACACCCGCCGGCCCCUCUACAGCGUAUUAAGACAGAAGUAAUGAAUGACGCUUCGUGUGCUCACAUCUGUGACCGUGGCAGAUAUAUCCUGUUUAGAGAAUGACCGACGGUCUCACCAAGACACCAAACCCCUCCAAUGCC